ACCAUGUCUGAGCCAACCCGGGCUGAGACCUUUGUCUUCUUGGACCUGGAAGCCACUGGGCUCCCCAAUGUGGAUCCAGAGAUCGCUGAGAUAUCCCUCUUCGCUGUUCACCGUUCCUCCCUGGAGAACCCUGAGCGUGAUGAGUCUGGCACCCCCAUGCUGCCCCGUAUCCUGGACAAGCUCACAUUGUGCAUGUGUCCAGAGCGCCCCUUCACUGCCAAGGCCAGCGAGAUUACGGGCCUGAGCAGCGAGGGCCUGGCGCAGUGCCGGAAGGCUGGCUUUGAUGGUGCUGUGGUGCGGACGCUGCAGGCCUUCCUGAGCCGCCAGGAGGGCCCUAUUUGCCUUGUGGCCCACAAUGGGUUUGACUACGACUUCCCUCUGCUCUGUACAGAGCUUCAACGCCUGGGUGCUCACCUGCCCCGGGACACUGUCUGCCUGGAUACGCUGCCAGCAUUGCGGGGCCUGGACCGUGCCCACAGCCACAGCACCCGGGCUCAAGGCCGCAAGGGGUACAGCUUGGGCAGCCUCUUCCACCGCUAUUUCAAUGCUGAGCCAAAUGCAGCCCACUCAGCUGAGGGCGAUGUACACACCCUGCUCCUCAUCUUCCUGCAUCGCGCUGCUGAGCUACUCGCCUGGGCAGAUGAGCAGGCCCGCAGUUGGGCCCACAUUGAGCCCAUGUACACACCCCCUGAUGGCCCAAGCAUUGAGGCCUGA
Molecule: messenger RNA, 714 nt
Organism: Urocitellus parryii (Arctic ground squirrel)
Lineage: Eukaryota; Metazoa; Chordata; Mammalia; Rodentia; Sciuridae
Gene: Trex2
Product: three prime repair exonuclease 2
Biological process (GO): DNA catabolic process
Cellular component (GO): cytoplasm
Molecular function (GO): 3'-5'-DNA exonuclease activity; nucleic acid binding
Source: RefSeq, a predicted model, not a curated record